AUGGACAAUGUGCCCCUGGCGGCAUCCGCAAAGCGUCUUGUUCUUGACUUACCUCCCAGCUGCAUGCAGUUUUCUCCCAUUGACAGCUCGUACUUUGUGGUAGGGACGUACAAUUUACACAGGCAGGACCCGUCCGAAUCCGAACCCGAAUCCCAAACCCAAACCCAACAAGCUGUACCGGAAGCCACAGAAAAUGAUGUUCCGGAAACAGAGAGUGCAACUAGAAUAUCACAGAGCCGGAGUGGUAGUUUAAUCAUCAAGGUCCAAGCAAUGCCGCAGCCUUCAGCUUUGUUAGAUCUUCGAUUUCACCCACAUCAUAGCAAGCACCAGGGCAUCUUUGCUGUUGUUUCAAGUACAGGCACGCUGGCGAUAUAUCGUCUCAAUACAGAAAACAACCAGCCGCUAGAACACGUGGCAACCAGUCGUUGCAGUGAUCUCGGGGAAGACGUUUUGUUUUUGCAAUGCAACUGGCACCCAUCUGUUGAAAAUGUGAUUGCGGUGACUACCUCGACUGGAUUGGCCAGGGUCUUUUAUCUCAAUGGAAGUUGGGCCAUCAAGGACUGGGUCGACGUAGAUGUCCAGAACACGUUGGAAGCUUGGUCAGUAUGCCUGUCCAACCCAGACAGCAGCAACGGCGACGAAAGGAAGCAGGUAACGGUGUAUUGUGGUGGCGACGAUUCAAUUUUAAGGUACACAUCGUUGUCGCUGGGUCAGAGCAACAUUAAACAAAAUAUUGAGACAGAGUAUCCUCCAAUAAGUAUCAAGGGUCCUCACAACGCAGGAGUUACUGCAAUCCUGCCUCUUUCAGCCUGGACACCGGCAGGCUGGCGGAUUGUUAUAACCGGAAGCUAUGACGAUCAACUUCGAGUCUUCGCUGUUAAUGAUCCACAUGAAAGCUAUGGGGCGAAGAUGGUGCAACUUCUGACGGAAAUCGAUCUUGGUGGUGGAGUAUGGCGGCUGAACUUGAUCGACAUGAAGGUGAACUCUUUGCAAAGGGGAUCUGUCUACAUUCUUCUUCUGGCAUCUUGUAUGCAUGCCGGGCCGAGGGUAGUGGAGGUUGUGACCGAUGAUGGCCAAACUUGGCGGUGUUCAGUGCUUGCAAGAUUUGAGGAGCACCAGAGCAUGAAUUAUGCUGCAGACUGUCUAUACAACCAUGACAAGCGCAGUCUGACCUGCGUCUCGACUAGUUUCUACGAUAGGCUAAUGUGUCUCUGGACCUGCGAUCUGUGA
Molecule: messenger RNA, 1230 nt
Organism: Pochonia chlamydosporia 170
Lineage: Eukaryota; Fungi; Ascomycota; Sordariomycetes; Hypocreales; Clavicipitaceae
Product: WD40 repeat-like-containing domain-containing protein
Exons: 2
Coding region: 1-1230 (409 amino acids)
Molecular function (GO): protein binding
Source: RefSeq, a predicted model, not a curated record